This is a messenger RNA of Phoenix dactylifera (date palm), 2282 nucleotides long. The record is from RefSeq and is a predicted model, not a curated record. NCBI's taxonomy places the organism in Eukaryota, Viridiplantae, Streptophyta, Magnoliopsida, Arecales, Arecaceae.
CCGCCCCCCCCCCUCGCUGAGAGCCGCCGCCGCCCCCGCCCCCCCUUUUCCCUCGCUGAGAGCCUGAUAGCCGCCUCCUCUCGGUGUCGUCGCCUCUUCAACGACCGGCCGGCGGCUCUUCGCGUCCUUCUCCCCCGGACGGCAACCUCCGCGGCUCCGGUCACCGACUCACAGUCACCGUCGGAAUGGCGGGCAAGAAGAGAAAGGAACAGCGGCAAACCCUAAAGCACCGGGAGGCUCUCGAUGCUGACGACUCCGUUGUCUCGAAGAAGCGCGCUCGCCCUUCAAAAGAACACCAACACCAGUGCCAAGACAAGUUGAUCUCUUCGGAUCUUAGCUCCAAGAUCCUGAAAGAAGCCCUCCAACAGCAGAAGGAAAUCCUUCAAGAAGACGAGGAGCGGAACCCCACUCCCUUCUCCGCUGUCUCAGUCGGCCCCUCCCCCGCAUUCGACAGCGACUCGGAAGACGUUGAUGGCUUUGAUGGGUUCUCUGAGACCCAGAGUCAGUAUGAUGUCGGCGAGGUUGAAAUUGAUGAGGAGGAUGAGAAGGUUUUGGCGGCAUUCAUGCCCGGUAGUGCUGGUUCCCAGCCAACCCUGGCAGAUCUCAUCAUUCAAAAGAUCAAAGAAAAGGAUUCUGCGGUCACUGAAGCACGGCCCCUCCCUAAUUUGGACAGUGGUAUCAUAGACCUAUAUAGGGGGGUUGGCAAGCUAUUAAGCAGGUAUACAAGUGGGAAAAUUCCUAAGGCAUUCAAACACAUUCCAGCGCUAGAACUUUGGGAGGAUAUAUUAUAUCUAACAGAGCCAGAAAAUUGGUCCCCAAAUGCAAUGUAUCAAGCAACAAGAAUAUUUGCUUCAAACUUGACUUUGAAGAAAGUCCAGCGUUUCUACAAUCUUGUUCUACUCCCACGUGUAAGGGAGGACAUCAAAAAGAACAAAAGACUUCAUUUUGCUCUAUAUCAGUCGCUGAAAAAGGCCCUCUAUAAGCCAGCUGCCUUUUUCAAGGGAAUUCUAUUGCCAUUAUGCCAGUCAGGGACAUGCACUCUUCGAGAAGCAGUUAUAAUUGGAAGCAUAAUUCAAAAAGUUUCUAUUCCUCCUCUUCAUUCUAGUGCAGCUUUGAUGAAUCUGGCAAAGAUGGAGUAUUGUGGCACAACUAGUUAUUUCAUCAAGCUAUUUUUAGACAAGAAGUAUGCCUUGCCAUACCGAGUGCUCGAUGCUGUUGUUGCACAUUUUCUGAGGUUCCUUGAGGAUGAAAGAAUCAUGCCUGUGAUAUGGCACCAAUCACUUCUUGCAUUUGUCCAAAGGUAUAAGAAUGAACUGGAGAAGAAGGACAAGGAUAAUUUUGUUGGCCUAGUUCAAUACCAGAAACAUCAUUUGGUUACUCCCGAAAUCCAUAGAGAGCUUAAAAAUAGCCGAAAUCGUGGCGAAAAGGAGGAUGAUGUCAUGUCAAUAUCUUCUAUUUCCAUUAUCAAUAAACCAAUUGAAGAAGAUAGAUGGGAUUUCCCAGAAGUUCCUAUGGAGGAGGAUUAAAUGCAGAUGGUUCGCGUGUCCAAUAUUUUGAGCUCAUUUGGGCUGCUGCAGUGUAGAAUUCAACAGAUGGUUAAUUUACUGCUGAAAUACUGCAAACAGAUAUUGUUCGAUAUCAUGCGUUUACUGGGCCGUUGAUGGUGCUUCUGUUUGCAGAGUUGCAAGAAACAGAAAUAUGCAAGUUAAAGCAAGUUUUCAUUGGAUCAGUGCUGUGACUAACCAUGCUUUUUUUUGUUACCGUAAUGAUGUUCAUUUUGUUUCCCUCUGGCAUCUUAAAUUAAUUCUUGUUUUUAUUUUUUUUAUAAUGAAGGGCUUAUUGAGGGUGAAAUUGCUGAGGGAGUUUACCUGGACCUUCAAUUUUGGUGUCCAUUCAUUUGUGGGAUUAGGAAUGCCACAUGUACUUAUAAAGCCAAUGCUAUACUUAACUUCCAUUAUGCUUGGUUUUUUGUAGUUUGGAUUUUCUACUAGGUAACUCCAGCCCAUUUGCAUUCUUUACUUGUCAAGACUGCAAGAGUCUCCAACCUCGCGUCAGAUACUAUACUUCGAUCCCUGGGUGGGAAAUCGUGCAGUACCGUUCCAAAAUUUGCCGACGAGACUGAUGGUCACAAUGUGUGAUGGAUUGUGAGCUGAAUCUUGCUUGCGAAUUGCAUGCCCCAGAUUUGUUGGAGAAUUGGUUUUCUUAAUAAUUUGGAACAAGUUUGUGUUGGCCUAUUUUUUCUAUCUCAUUAACUCAGAAAAUUGUCAUCAUUAUCAUUGUCA